AUGUAUGUGGAUUUGAUUGUCUGUUUGCCAGGAGUUUCACACCAGCCACCGAAGAAACGAAAGUACCAGGAUUCUCCUCUACUGCAAUCCUCCAUCAGCCAUCCACAACAGCAGGCUCCCAUCAAACCAGAACCGGAUUUCAAUUAUGGGUUACCGCCAGAAAAUUCUGAAGACGAAUCGUUCGGUUGCGAGUAUCCGAGCGAUUCGAAUGUUUUUGCCGACGGUUCCUACAGAGUCAUCACCUGGUCCAACCACCAGCCAAACAAAUGGGUCUACAUGGUUGAUGAAAAUGGCAGAGAAGCCUCUAUAAUGAACUACCGUGUCGAUGCUGACAAAGGCUUCAAUUUCGCCACGCCUGACGAAUCUUUUGUCUGCCAGAAGAAAAACCACUUUCAGGUCACCGUCCACGUCAGCGUCUCUUCCAGGCCCAAGUUUGUCAGGAAUCCUGAUUCUCCAGAUAUCCUGGAGUCUAUCGAUGCCUUCUACUUACAUUUUUAUGGAAUUAAGGCGGAGUCUCCAAACCAGACGAUCAAAAUAGAACAGUCCCAAUCGGAUCGCAGCAAGAAAAUUUUUAAUCCGGUUCCCUUGGAUUUGAUGGCAGACGAGGUGAACAAGAUAACAGUGGGCAGGCUGCACUUCAGUGAGACAACGCUGAACAACAUGAGGAAGAAGGGCAAACCCAACCCGGACCAGCGAUAUUUCCAGCUGGUUGUGGCACUAGAGGCCCACUGUUCCAGCAACGUCCACACGGCGGCUGCUUACGUUUCAGAUAAAAUUAUCGUCAGGGCAUCUAACCCAGGGCAGUUUGAAAGUGAUGUUGAAGCGAUUUGGAACAAAGGUAAAGGUGCUGAUGCCAUAUAUCACGCAGGUAGAGUAGGCAUAAACACGGACAACCCCGACGAAACCCUGACAGUUCACGGCAAUGUCAAGGUCACCGGCAUGGUCAUGGCCCCAUCUGAUACCAGGGUUAAAAAUAUCGUGCAAGAACUGGACACAAGCGAACAACUUCGGAACAUCAACCAGCUCAAAGUCUACCGCUUCCAGUUCAACGAAGAGUUCGCCGAGUAUGCAGGUCUGUCGGAUGAGGAGAAGUUAGGUGCUGGUGUACUUGCACAGGAAGUUCACAGAGUACUUCCGGAUGCUGUCCGAGAGACUGGAGAUGACCGCAUCUUCAUGGAGAACAUUGGAGCAGUGAAGGAACUGUGCAAGGUGACUGACAAAUUGGAGGACAGGAUCAGUGAGAUGGAACUCAUGCGCAAGAAGUUGGCAUCCUUCUGUAGAGAUAAACUCGGAAGUGCAUGGUCUUCACGUGCCGGAAGUCAAUCAUCCGUUUCCGGUGUUUCGCUUGGGGCGGGAUCCGUGAAAAGAUGCAACAGCCAAUCUGCUCCACAAUACGUCAGCAGCAGCAACAACAUCAGCAACGACACAAGCAGCAAAAACAACAGAAACAAAAAGCACCAAAAUGACGGCUGCAUGACCUCAUAUGGUCAAGUAGAGCCAUGCAGAUUGUUGUCAUACUGCUCAUCAUUAUCAUGGCUGCCUGCGCCAUCUACAAAACCUCAAUACCUGAUCCCGCCAAAAUGUUUGACGUCACCGUCUUCCUGUCCCGUCGUCUGCUGUGAAAUGCCGUCAGAUAACCCGGAAGAUGGUGGUGGAGGUGGAGCAACUAAGAAAUCCACGAGGCACAGAACUUCAACGACCCCAAAACGGAAAGUCGUUUAUCCGUGGUGGAUUGAUCGUUAUCCCAAUUAUCCCACAUCAAAACCCCGGAUACACCAUGCUACUGCUGCUGAUGAUGAUGAUGGCGAUAAUAAUAUUAAUAAUUUUCUGGAUUAUUACGAUGGUUAUAAUGAUAACAAUAUAGAUCGUUACGUUAAACAUAAGAAGCCAAAGGAUAACAAGACUAAGUUGAAGGUUCAAAGAUCAAAUAAGAUGAAAUUCGUAAGCAAUGAUGGCAGGAAAAACGACAGAUUGAAAAGAGAUAUUCCUCCCAACAACAACAACAACAACAACAACAACAACAACAACAACAACAACAACAACAACAGCAACAACAACAACAACAUCACUACCAACAACAACAUCACUACUAACAACAACAUCACAUCAGCGACAAAAAUGGCGAUGAUGAUGAUAAGGAUCGAGCAGACGAACGAAACGAUAAACCUGGAUUUCUGCUCAACUGAUGACUGCCGGAAGAUGUCCGGAUCCAACUUCACCUACGACAUCCCAGUAUCAAAGAGAUAUCCGCAAGAUGUCGUUACUAUCCGAUUCAUGCCCUUAGCAAGUAGCGAGGAUGUGAACGUAGAAUUCUGCGGCGAGAACAAGGAAAGGACUUUCCGGAAUAUUCCUCUGGAACUUGCCAGUGGGUUUCUACCACAACUCCCAGUACACCUUUAG
This is a messenger RNA of Helobdella robusta, 2400 nucleotides long. RefSeq lists its product as hypothetical. Bases 1 to 2400 code for a protein of 799 amino acids. Gene Ontology annotation, molecular function: sequence-specific DNA binding; DNA-binding transcription factor activity. The transcript is spliced from 18 exons. Gene Ontology annotation, cellular component: nucleus; endoplasmic reticulum membrane. Lineage: Eukaryota; Metazoa; Annelida; Clitellata; Rhynchobdellida; Glossiphoniidae. The record is from RefSeq and is a predicted model, not a curated record. Gene Ontology annotation, biological process: protein autoprocessing; positive regulation of DNA-templated transcription.